ACUUCUUCUUCUUCUUCUUCUUCUUCUUCUUGAGCAGACUGUUCAUUCCUAAUUUAUACUGCUUCUGCCAAAGAAAGACUAAGAGAAAUCAACCAGAUACUUAACCGUCAAACAACCCAUUCCAAAUACCACAACAUUCUCGUCCCACCCCCCUAACAACCACGUCACUUUGAACGUAUCCUUUCAGAGACAUCCCUAACAGACAAGUUUUUACUUCUUAAAUCCAACUUUUUGCUCUCCAGCAAAUAACCACAUUCGUUUAUAGAUUUUUUUCCGUUCAAGUUAAACCAAGGCUGUUUGAAUGAUAUUUACCAUUCCAUCCUUGUACUAAAAAAGAACCACUAACAUACACACUGAAUCAGAGUAUAAUUUCAAUAUAAUACUCGAUUCAACUUCAUUCGCUUAAUCGUUUAUUUAAUUCAACAUACAGCUAGUUGUCACUUUAUUUACAUUGGCAACCCUUUCAGUUUCAGAUUUUUUUUUUGUUUUGUUUCACAUCAUCAGUCAAACAUAAACAAACAAACAAACACACAAAAAAAAAACAUACACCAAAAAUUCAGGAUUUGCUUCCGCCAAUUACAAACAUUAAUUACACGUCCUAAAACACGUCAUACCUUACAGUAUAACCAUACAACUUUGCAUAAUAACCAUUCAGGUUGACAAUUCAAAUAUUCACGCAACUCAAUCAUGAAGUCGUUUAAAUCUAAAUCAACUGUCAAUGAUGAAAAUCAAGUAUUGAGCAAUCAAAUCAAGGCAAAGUCACAUACAACUUCCAAUGGACCAAUUGCUUCGAGCACUCAACAACUGCAACAGCAUGUAUACGUAUCAUCACAAUAUAGAGAAGCGUUAAGUGAUGUUACGGCACAAGAAAAUCUCCAUUAUCAACAUGGAGGAUCCAAACCAUCACAAUCACAAUCGCGGGGUUUACAUCAACCGACUUCGUCCCAGGGUACCAAAAUUUCCAUAUUUAAGCAGCUGAAUCUCCAUCAAUUUAAGAAACCACGAUUGGAGAGACUGUCUGUUCACACUGGUGCCGACAAUGAAGACGAUAAAGAGAAUUUUUACGAUGAUAUAAUAGAUACAAAAGAAAACGAUGUAGAUCAGCAGCAUGAAAGAGAUAUGCAGACUAACUUUGAUAUAUCGCAGGAAGACCAAUAUGAUGAAGAUGCAUUAUUGUUUGAACAUGCUAGUGAAAAAUUAAUAACUAAUUCUGAUAGUGUUGACGAUAUUGAUAUCAGUCAACAUGUUAUUGACAAAAACGAACUAGAUAGUGAAGAUGAAGAGUUAGAAUAUCAGAAGCCCGACGAAGAUGAACUAGAUACCCAAGAGCAAUCCUUGAGAUCACCAUUCAAUACUCAUAUCCCCAUGCAGCCAACUUGGACUCCUUCAAUUAUCGCUGAAAUGAGGCGAGUCGUACAUAAGUAUUCGCGUGAUACUUUAGAUGAAGAUGAUGAAGACACAUAUGAUCCGGCAAUGGUUGCAGAGUAUGCUCCCGAAAUUUUCAACUAUCUUCAUGAACUAGAAAAUAAAUUGGCACCUGAUGCCAACUAUAUGGACAACCAAGAUGAAUUGAAAUGGGAAAUGAGAUCAGUAUUAAUAGACUGGGUUGUCCAAGUCCACCUGAGAUUCAAUUUACUUUCCGAAACCUUAUUUCUCACUGUUAAUUAUAUUGACCGGUUCUUAUCCAAACGUAAAGUUUCAUUAUCACGAUUCCAAUUAGUUGGAGCAGUUGCAUUAUUUAUUGCUGCCAAAUAUGAAGAAAUCAAUUGUCCCACAGUUCAAGAAGUUGCUUAUAUGGCCGACAAUGCUUAUACUAUAGACGAAUUCCUUAAAGCAGAACGAUUUAUGAUUGACGUAUUAGAAUUCGAUAUGGGAUGGCCCGGACCAAUGUCAUUCUUGAGAAGAACAUCAAAAGCCGAUGAUUACGACUACGAAACUAGAACAUUAGCCAAGUACUUCCUAGAAAUCACAAUCAUGGAUUCUAAAUUUGUUGCCUCGCCACCAAGUUGGUUGGCAGCAAGUGCUCAUUAUUUAUCACGCAAAUUAUUGAAUCGGGGAGAAUGGACCGAAUUACAUGUAUUUUAUAGCGGAUAUACUGAACGUCAAUUACGUCCAGUUGCUGAAAUUUUAUUGGAAAGCUGUCGUCAUGCUGAGACGAACCAUAAGGCAAUUUUCGAAAAGUACCUGGAAAGAAGAUACAGACGAAGUUCAAUUUUCGUUCAAGAAUAUUUUGAUUCUCUUUGAUCUUAAAGACAAAGUAGAGAUCUGUAUAAUAGAACAUUUAAAAUAGUUCAAAAAUCUACAAUUUAAAAUUAG
This is a messenger RNA of Spathaspora passalidarum NRRL Y-27907, 2316 nucleotides long. It is a transcript of the gene CLB4, whose product is annotated as B-type cyclin. Gene Ontology annotation, biological process: regulation of cyclin-dependent protein serine/threonine kinase activity; mitotic cell cycle phase transition. The transcript has a single exon. Bases 1120 to 2244 code for a protein of 374 amino acids. Gene Ontology annotation, molecular function: cyclin-dependent protein serine/threonine kinase regulator activity. The record is from RefSeq and is a predicted model, not a curated record. Lineage: Eukaryota; Fungi; Ascomycota; Pichiomycetes; Serinales; Debaryomycetaceae. Gene Ontology annotation, cellular component: nucleus; cytoplasm; cyclin-dependent protein kinase holoenzyme complex.